UAAGCGAUGAGCUACCUAAGAUCCAUUCGACCCUUGGCACAUACGGCGGGUGUCACUUUACGGCAUCCCCACAGAAUACCAUCGGUACAAUGCACCAUACCCAUUGGAAUUUCGAUACACCCACAAAGAAGAAACUUUUCCUACGAAGCCACCGUCAGCGGCAUCUGGCAAUCACUCUCCCAAAGCGCUCCGGUUGCAUACGUACAGCAUGGUAUGAUCAACCUGCACGACCUCUCCGGACUACCAUGGUGGGCAACGAUUGUACUCACGACGGUGGGCCUCCGUACGCUAGUCACCUUACCGCUGGCCGUUUAUCAAAACAAAAUAUUAACCCGACUGGAGCAAAUCUCACUCGAAAUGCCCGAACUGAUCAAAGAACUGAAGGCGGAAACGGCUUACGCGAUGAAAAAGUUUAACUGGAGCGAGAAGGAAGCCCGGAUCAUGUACAAUCAUUCGCUAAAGAAACAAUGGAACAAACUAAUAGUGAGAGAAAAUUGUCACCCAGCCAAGACGAUGGUGCUGCUCUGGGGUCAGAUACCGCUGUGGAUUGUACAGUCGGUAGCGAUACGGAACCUUGUCUCGAUGAUGCCCGAUCCGACCGCAAUCGAGGCACAGAUCGCAUACACCGAGCUAACCCUUGGUGGCUUCGGGUGGAUACCGAACCUAACCGAACUGGACCAUUCAUUGAUUCUUCCCGUAACGUUAGGCAUCAUUAAUCUAAGCAUCAUUGAGAUACAAGCAGCAUCCCGUACGAAACUACCCUCCAAAUUGCAGACCAUUUUUACCAACCUGUUCCGAGCGUUGAGCGUUCUCAUGGUACCGAUAGCGGCAUCCGUUCCAUCGUGUCUCUGUCUGUACUGGGUAACAUCGAGUGCGUACGGGUUGGGACAGAACUUGUUGCUUCUUUCACCACGCGUACGUCGUGCUGUUGGGAUACCGCUCGUCCCAUCAGAACUUACCCAUCCCUACCAACAUCUACGCAGUACGUUUGGCGCCAAACUCGCUACACUAACGAAUAUCGGUUCUAGUAAUCAUCCGCCAAGCACGAAAGCAUAA
Molecule: messenger RNA, 1056 nt
Organism: Anopheles maculipalpis
Lineage: Eukaryota; Metazoa; Arthropoda; Insecta; Diptera; Culicidae
Product: cytochrome c oxidase assembly protein COX18, mitochondrial
Exons: 4
Coding region: 7-1056 (349 amino acids)
Biological process (GO): protein insertion into mitochondrial inner membrane from matrix; mitochondrial respiratory chain complex IV assembly
Cellular component (GO): mitochondrial inner membrane
Molecular function (GO): membrane insertase activity
Source: RefSeq, a predicted model, not a curated record